This is a messenger RNA of Linum tenue, 2670 nucleotides long. Lineage: Eukaryota; Viridiplantae; Streptophyta; Magnoliopsida; Malpighiales; Linaceae. The record is from the annotation of a GenBank genome assembly.
AUGGCCUUUUCAAGUUACCCUCCUCAGACCCUAUCAGUUCCUCUCCACCGGCAGCUCCACAGUUAUUAUCACUCAAGAAGCUACGAUUCCGUCAAUAAAGUUUUCGGCAGUGGUUUCCCUCCCAAACCCUUAAAGCCCGCCCUUUUCUCGGUGCUUAAACCCCCUCAAUCAUCACUCGACACCCUCACUUCGCUCCCUGCCCAGAAACCCACGAAUUCGGGUUUGCUCCAACUUUGUCUUCAUGGGAACCUCGCACCAGCUCUGGAAUACCUCGAUUCGAUGCGGCUGCAGAAAGCUCCGAUUGAAGAGGAGAGUUUUAUUGCCCUGGUGAGACUCUGCGAGUUCCGGAGAGGACGCAAGGAAGGUCGUUAUGUGUACCAACUUGUGUUGGAAUCCUUGCUGUCCCCUUUGAGUCUUAGGCUUGGAAAUGCGUUGCUGAGUAUGUUUGUGAGGUUCGGCGAUGUAGGUAGUGCUUGGAAUGUUUUUGGGAGAAUGGGCGAGAGGAAUUUGUUUUCCUGGAAUGUUCUUGUUGGCGGGUAUGCUAAAGGUGGCUUCUUUGAUGAUGCUCUCUGUUUGUACCAUAGAAUGUUGUGGAUUGGCAUUAGGCCUGAUGUCUACACUUUCCCUUGUAUAUUGAGGAGCUGCGGUGGUGCUCAGGAUAUUGUGAGAGCAAGAGAGCUCCAUGCUCAUGUUAUUAGAUUUGGUUUCGAAUCGGAGGUUGAUGUGGUGAAUGCUCUGAUUACCAUGUAUGUUAAGUGUGGAGAAGUGGCAAUGGCAGGCAAAUUAUUCGAUACAAUGUUCAUCAGGGAUACAAUUUCUUGGAAUGCAAUGAUUUCAGGGUUUUUCGAGAAUGGGGACUGUCUAAGAGGGCUAAAGUUAUUCUUCAAAAUGCGAGAGCUUUCCAUCAAUCCAGAUUUGAUGACUAUGACGAGUGUGAUCUCAGCGUGUUGCCUUCUUGCUGAUAAUAGAUUGGGGAGGGAAAUUCAUGGAUAUGUGAUGAGAACUGAGCUUGCCAAUGAUGUUUCAGUGUCUAACUCCUUGAUUGAAUUAUACUCCAGUGUUGGCCAAUGGAAAGAAGCCGAAAAAUUGUUCUCAGGAAUGGAAUCCAGAGAUAUAGUGUCAUGGACGGCUUUGAUUUCGUGUUAUGAGGAUAACUCGCUGCCUGAGAAGGCUUUGGAAACUUACUUGAACAUGGAGGUUGUGGAAGGAAUUGUAGCUGAUGAGAUAACAAUAGCCAGUGUGUUAUCUGCUUGUGCUAGUCUACGGAAUUUGGAUAUAGGUGUAAAGCUUCAUAAGCUUGCCACUAGGACUGGACUUGCCUCAUACACUAUCGUAGCAAACUCGCUCAUUGACAUGUACUCUAAGUGUAAUUCCAUUGACAAGGCUUUGGACGUGUUCCAUCAAAUUCCAGAAAAGAAUGUGGUAUCCUGGACUUCAAUUAUUGAUGGCCUUCGAAUCAACAAUCAGUGCAUUGAGGCUUUGUCAUUCUUUUGGCAAAUGAUUAGAACCACGAAACCAAAUUCAGUUACUUUAGUUUCUGCUUUGGGUGCGUGUGCUAGAAUCGGUGCAUUGAUGUGUGGAAAAGAGAUUCAUGCUCAUGUAUUGAAGGCCGGAACUGGCUUCGACGGUUUCCUACCAAAUGCGAUUCUUGAUAUGUAUGUAAGGUGUGGAAGGAUGAGACCUGCACUGCAUCAGUUUAACUUGAACAAGACAGAUGUGGGGGCUUGGAAUAUUUUGUUGAGAGGGUAUGCCCGGAGGGGACAAGGAGCAUGGGCUAUGGAGUUAUACCGGAGAAUGUUGAAUUCUCACAUAGUUCCUGAUGACAUAACAUUUGUUUCUCUUUUAUGCGCAUGUAGUAGAUCUGGGAUGGUCACUGCAGGUUUGGAGCUAUUCAACAGUAUCAAGACGAGACGUUCUGGCAAUCCAAAUCUGAAACAUUAUGCCUGCAUUGUUGAUCUGCUUGGACGGGCUGGGGAGUUGGAGAGAGCAUAUGAGUUUAUUAUGAACAUGCCAAUACAACCAGAUCAGGCAGUUUGGGGAGCCUUAUUGAAUGCAUGUAGACUUCACCGGCAUGUCCAGCUCGGAGAACUGGCAGCUCAUAAUAUUUUCAAUCUGGGGGCUGGAAGCAUUGGUUACUAUGUUCUCUUGUGUAAUCUUUAUUCAGACAGUGGUAAAUGGGAUCAAGUUAUCAAAGUAAGAGAAAAGAUGAAAGAAGCAGGGCUAGUUCUGGAUCCUGGUUGCAGUUGGGUGGAAGCAAAAGGCAAAGUUCACGCUUUUCUGACUGGUGAUAAUUGCCAUCAUCCUCAAGCAAAAGAUAUAAAUGUAGUAUUGGAGGGAUUUUAUGAGAAAAUGAAGGAAGCUGGGCAUGAUGGUCAAGAUUGCGGUUGUAUAGAUGAUGAAGCGGACAGAUCAAAAGCCGAAAUGUUUUGUGGGCACAGUGAGAGACAAGCGAUUGCAUUUGGACUAAUUAAUACUGCUCCUGGGUUGCCUAUAUGGGUUACCAAGAAUCUCUACAUGUGCCGAAGCUGUCAUAGUUUAGUCAAAUUCAUCUCCAAGGUAGUCCGUCGGGAAAUUUCUGUCAGGGAUACAGAGGAGUUCCACCAUUUCAAGGAUGGCGAGUGUUCUUGUGGAGAUGAAAGUUACUGGGAAGAAAUUAAUAACAAAAGAUAG